Orycteropus afer afer is the source of this 3327-nucleotide messenger RNA. RefSeq names its product PHD finger protein 2 (gene PHF2). The transcript is spliced from 22 exons. Gene Ontology annotation, biological process: protein demethylation; regulation of transcription by RNA polymerase II. Gene Ontology annotation, molecular function: transcription coregulator activity; histone demethylase activity. The record is from RefSeq and is a predicted model, not a curated record. NCBI's taxonomy places the organism in Eukaryota, Metazoa, Chordata, Mammalia, Tubulidentata, Orycteropodidae. Bases 1 to 3327 code for a protein of 1108 amino acids.
AUGGCGACGGUGCCUGUGUACUGCAUCUGCCGGCUCCCCUACGACGUUACCCGCUUCAUGAUCGAGUGCGACGCCUGCAAGGACUGGUUCCACGGCAGCUGUGUUGGGGUGGAAGAGGAGGAGGCACCAGAUAUCGACAUAUACCAUUGCCCGAACUGCGAGAAAACCCAUGGGAAGUCGACCUUGAAGAAGAAGCGGAGCUGGCACAAACAUGAGCAAGGGCCAACACCUGAUGUCAAGCCUGUGCAGAAUGGCAGCCAGCUCUUCAUCAAGGAGCUGCGGAGCCGGACCUUCCCCAGUGCAGAGGACGUGGUGAUCCGUGUGCCAGGCAACCAGCUCACACUAGGCUACAUGGAGGAGCAUGGCUUCACUGAGCCCAUUCUUGUCCCCAAGAAGGAUGGCCUGGGCCUGGCUGUGCCAGCCCCCACCUUCUACGUCAGUGAUGUCGAGAACUAUGUGGGCCCAGAGCGGAGUGUGGAUGUUACAGACGUCACCAAGCAGAAGGACUGCAAGAUGAAGCUGAAGGAGUUUGUGGACUACUAUUACAGCACCAACCGGAAGCGGGUCCUCAACGUCACCAACCUUGAGUUCUCUGACACCAGAAUGUCCAGCUUUGUGGAGCCUCCUGCCAUUGUGAAAAAACUAUCUUGGGUAGAGAACUACUGGCCUGAUGAUGCUUUGCUGGCUAAACCCAAAGUGACCAAGUACUGCCUCAUCUGUGUGAAGGACAGCUACACUGACUUCCACAUUGACUCUGGGGGUGCCUCUGCCUGGUACCAUGUACUCAAGGGGGAGAAGAUCUUCUAUCUCAUCAAGCCGGCCUCAGCCAAUCUCUCCCUGUACGAGCGCUGGCAGUCGGCCUCCAACCACAGUGAGAUGUUCUUUGCAGACCAGGUGGACAAAUGCUACAAGUGCACCCUCAAACAGGGCCAAACACUCUUCAUCCCAUCAGGCUGGAUCUACGCCACACUCACGCCUGUGGACUGCCUGGCCUUUGCGGGACACUUCCUCCACAGCCUAAGCGUGGAGACGCAGAUGAGAGCAUAUGAAGUGGAAAGGAGGUUGAAACUUGGUAGCCUGACUCAGUUUCCGAACUUCGAAACUGCCUGCUGGUACAUGGGGAAGCAUCUGCUUGAGGCCUUCAAAGGUUCUCACAAAUCUGGGAAGCAGCUACCACCUCAUUUAGUCCAAGGAGCUAAAAUUCUCAAUGGUGCUUUCAGAUCAUGGACUAAGAAACAGGCUUUGGCAGAGCAUGAGGACGAGCUCCCGGAGCACUUCAAGCCUUCACAGCUCAUCAAAGACCUUGCCAAAGAGAUCAGGCUCAGCGAGAAUGCUUCCAAAGCUGUCCGACCAGAAGUGAAUGCCAUGGUGUCCUCAGAUGAGGUCUGUGACGUGGACAGAGGGAAGGAAGAGCCCUCAUCUCCCAUUGAGACCACCCCAUCUCAGUCCCUCCUGGAAAAAGCAUCUAAAAAAAAGACUUCAAAAACUGUGAAGAUGCCCAAGCCAUCCAAAAUUCCCAAACCCUCGAAGCUCCCCAAGCCCCCGAAACCCCCAAAGACGCUGAGGAUUGAUAGUGGCAAGAAGAAAGGGAAGAAGUACAAGGAGACAGGCUCCCCCACCAUCCCUAACCUGGACCUGCUGGAGGCCCACACGAAGGAGGCACUGACCAAGAUCGAGACACCCAAGAAGGGCAAGGCUGCAAAGAGUGUCCUAAGUGUACCCAACAAGGAUGUGACUAAUAAGCAAAAUGAUGUGGACAGGUUGGAAAUCCGAGAGCAAACCAAGAGCAAGUCAGAGGCCAAGUGGAAGUACAAGAACAGCAAACCAGACUCUUUGCUGAAAAUGGAGGAAGAGCAGAAACUGGAGAAGUCUCCUCUGUUAGGAAACAAAGACAACAAAUUUUCAUUUUCCUUCUCUAACAAGAAACUCCUGGGCUCCAAGGGUCUCAAGCCACAGACGAGCCCCAGCAUGUUUGGGACUCUGCAAAACUUCAAAGAGGAUAAGCCCAAGCCCGUGCGAGAUGAGUACGAGUACGUGUCGGAUGAUGGGGAGCUCAAGAUUGAUGAGUUUCCUAUCAGGAGGAAAAGGAACACUUCCAAGAGGGACUUAUCUUUUUUAUUGGAUAAGAAAGAGAUGCUCCAUGUACCUGUUAAGAAGCCAAAGCUUGACUCAGUGUUUUACAAGAGUGAUGACUCCUCUGAAGAGGAUUCUCUGCACAUUGACACGGAUGCCAAGCCCAGCCGCAAUGCAAAAGCCAAGAAGGAGAGUGGGAAUUCAGCAGCAGGCAUCCUGGACCUGCUGCAGGCCAGUGAGGAGGUUGGCGCGCUCGAAUACAACCCCAACAGCCAGCCCCCAGCCUCACCCAGCACACAGGAAGCCAUCCAGGGGAUGCUGUCCAUGGCCAACCUACAGGCCUCUGACUCCUGCCUGCAGACAGCCUGGAGUGCUGGACAGGCCAAGGGCAACUCUCUGGUGGCCCAUAGUGUCCGAAAGAAUGGGAGUGGCAGCAAAAGUACAGGGAAGCGGCUGUUGAAGAGGGCUGCCAAGAACAGCAUGGACCUGGAUGAGUAUGAGGAGCAGGACCACCUGGACGCCUGCUUCAAGGACUCGGACUAUGUUUAUCCUUCCCUGGAAUCAGAUGAAGAUAACCCUGUCUUCAAGUCCCGAUCGAAGAAAAGGAAAGGCUCAGACGACGCUCCCUACAGCCCCACAGCACGGGUCGGACCAUCAGUGCCACGGCAAGACAGGCCUGUGCGUGAGGGUACCAGAGUGGCAUCCAUUGAGACUGGACUGGCAGCUGCUGCGGCCAAGUUGUCCCAGCAGGAGGAACAGAAAAGCAGGAAGAAGAAGAGCACCAAAAAGAAGCUGACUCCAACUACCACCUCCCCCUCCACCUCCUCCACCACCCCUGCCAGCACUGCCUCCUCAGCCUCUGCCUCCUUGGCCUCCACUGCCUCAGCCUCCAUGUCCUCGGCCUCCACCUCUGCCUCCCUGGUCUCCACGACACCGGCCAGCACCAGCACAGCCAGCAGCCAGGCCUCUCAGGAGAGCAGCUCACCCGAGCCCUUACCAGAGGUGCCCAGCAGCAGCCUGGCAGACCACGAGUACACAGUGGGCAUGGGCACCUUUGCGGGAACUCCGGCUGGCCGCACCUCCCAGCCCAUGGCCCCAGGGGUCUUCCUUACGCAGAGGCGACCCUCUGCCUCAUCCCCCAACAACAACAACACUGUUGCCAAAGGUAAACGUACAAAAAAAGGCAUGGCCACCGCCAAGCAAAGGCUUGGGAAAAUUUUGAAAAUUCAUCGGAAUGGAAAACUGCUCCUUUAA